AUGGGUAGCAUUGCACAAGAAGUGAAGCCCGUCUUCAAGACCCCCUGGGUGGAAACCCCCCUGGUUGAAUCGGCCUCGCUCUCCCGCGCAGCCGGAUACCACGUGUUCCUGAAGCUGGAGAACGUGCAGCCCAGCGGCUCCUUCAAGUCCCGCGCCAUGGGCAACCAGAUCCUCUCGCACCUCGUCAAGCCCGAGAACAUCAACCGACCCGUCCACUUCUACGCCUCAUCUGGCGGCAACGCCGGUUUGGCGGCUGUCUGCGCCGCCCGCACCCUGGGCUACCCGUGCACCGUCGUGGUGCCGCUCUCCACGAAGCCUCUGAUGGUGCAGAAGCUGCGCACCGCCGGCGCCGCCGAUGUCAUCCAGCAUGGCGAGACCUUCUCCGAGGCCGGCGAGUACAUGCGCGCCGUGGUCAUGCAGUCCGUCAACGCCGACGAGAGCCCCAAUGUCGCUAAGAUCGCCCUCCACCCCUUCGAUAACGAGCCCAUCUGGGAAGGAAACAGUACCAUUGUCGACGAGCUCGUCUUCCAGCUUCCCCCCGCCGUCGGGGACGACGAUGAACAGACCCAUCGUGGCCGUCCCUUGCCCGUGGACGCGGUGAUUUGCAGCGUAGGAGGCGGUGGGCUGCUUAACGGUCUGGUCAUGGGCAUUGAGCGACACCGGUCGAUGCAAAAACAAAACAACAAGCUCGCCGUCGCCGCUGCUAGCAGCGGUAAUGGUGAUACUACCCCCCAAACAAACCCCAUCCACCUCCUGGCCAUUGAAACCGACGGCACCGACUCCCUCGCCGCCGCGGUGGCGCAGAAGUCGCUCGUCUCGCUACCCAAAAUCACCUCCCAGGCCACCUCGCUGGGAGCCAUCCGGGUCUCCGAAAAGACCUUCCAGUACGUCGUGUCCCCACCGGCCGGGAUCGCCGUGCACAGCGCGGUGCUGUCCGACGCCGACGCGGCACGCGGUGUGCUGCGACUCGUCGACGAAGAGAGGCUCCUUGUGGAGCUGGCUUGCGGCGUGUGUGUGGAGGCGGCCGUUGGGGAUGCGGGCAAAGCCGUCGCUUCCUCGUCCGCUUCAGUAGUUCCCGUGUCUUCGGAGCGUAAGCGUAAGCGAACAACGGAGGACAACCCCUCGCGGGACGAAGGAUACGGGGAUGAUCGGUUGUCGGCCACGGAGAACGAGUCCGGGGCCGAGGACUCGGGGUCGUCUUCGGUUUCGACCUCGACGUCGCAGCCGCUGCAGUCGAAGCUGAAGCAGUUGGUGCCGGACUUGAAUGCGGAUAGCCGAGUGGUGAUCGUCGUAUGUGGUGGCAGCAACGUCACUAUCGAUUCGGCGGUAGAGUGGCGGAAAAUGCUCCAGGAGGGAUGGGCGAAUUGA
Aspergillus affinis is the source of this 1368-nucleotide messenger RNA. Its product is annotated as putative L-serine dehydratase. Lineage: Eukaryota; Fungi; Ascomycota; Eurotiomycetes; Eurotiales; Aspergillaceae. The record is from RefSeq and is a predicted model, not a curated record. Gene Ontology annotation, molecular function: L-serine ammonia-lyase activity; threonine deaminase activity; pyridoxal phosphate binding. Gene Ontology annotation, biological process: L-threonine catabolic process; L-serine catabolic process. The transcript has a single exon. The coding region runs from base 1 to 1368 and encodes 455 amino acids.